GACCGGACCUCGAGAAUUCCCUGGAGUUCACCUCUACCGGCCCCCUCCCCUUGGAGCCGCGCAAGCGUACACCGAAUUUACUCCCUGGUCCCUCAUGCCCCCGCCUCCAACCCCCGCUCUGUCUGCCCAAUACGCAGGCGCGUCUCCUCAAGUGCUUUCCCUACCCCCUCCUCUUUCUCUUCAGUCCAUUCCCCCUCCUCUCCCAGCAGCUCCGCAGGUUCAAACUCUUCUCCCGGAGAGUGGCGGCGAUCGUGAGGUCACGUGAUGAGCAUCCUGCUGCCCAACAUGGCGGAGUUCGACACCAUCUCGGAACUGGAGGAGGAAGAAGAAGAAGCAGCAACGUCGUCGUCGUCGCCGUCGUCGUCGUCGUCGUCGUCGUCGGUAUCUGGGCCUGAUGAGGAUGAGGAAGAUGAGGAGGAAGAUGAGGAGGAGGAGGAAGAGGAGGAGGAGGAAGAGGAGGAAGAAGAGGAGGAGGAGGAGGUGCCGCCCCCGCCACGAGUAGUGAGCGAGGAGCAUCUGCGGAGAUAUGCCCCAGACCCUGUGUUGGUGCGCGGCGCUGGCCACAUCACUGUGUUUGGAUUAAGCAACAAGUUUGAUACGGAAUUUCCCUCGGUUCUGACAGGGAAGGUGGCUCCAGAAGAAUUUAAGACCAGCAUUGGCCGUGUGAACUCAUGUCUGAAAAAGGCUCUCCCAGUCAAUGUGAAAUGGCUGUUGUGUGGAUGUCUCUGCUGCUGCUGCACCCUGGGGUGCAGCCUGUGGCCUGUUAUUUGUCUCAACAAAAGAACCAGAAGAUCGAUUCAGAAGUUACUAGAAUGGGAAAAUAACAGAUUAUACCACAAGCUGGCUUUGCACUGGAAGCUGACCAAAAGGAAGUGUGAAAGCAGCAAUAUGAUGGAGUAUGUAAUACUAAUAGAAUUCUUACCAAAAUACCCCAUCUUCCGACCCGACUGAGGAGUUUCGUUCGGUCACGUCUGUGUUAUCUGUCAUUUCCUACCCUUAGUGCCUUGUAGAUGAUCUUGGAAUGGAGACAGUCUCCUUUGCUGUGUUCAGUUUAUUCUUUACAACAGUAGAAUAUUCUUCUCAUUCUUUGAUUUGUGUUGAUUUCAGAAGACAAUUUGCACAUCUUUUCUGUUAUUAAAUGAGGCUUGUGUUUUGCACUCUCAAUUUUUAAAUAAAUACACACAAACAUAUACAAGUAUAUGUAGUUGACACUAAAAACAUCAGUGCCAGUGUGUAAAGAAACAAACAAAACCCUUGUUCUGAGCAUGCUGCCUUAGGAUUUUCACACUCACUGUUUCUAAAUAUGCAUCAUUUUCUAGGCUAUAUAAUGCUCGGGAAUCCCUUACUGGACACACCCAAAUAUGCUUUUGGUAGCUUUUAGAAAUGGUUUUACUCUGCUUUUAAAGAACAUGCAAUUAAUAGCACUGGUUUCCUCCUGCACUUUGCUAAACUGUCACUUAUGUUAGUGGAUAAAAUAUUUAAACUCCUACAGACUUGUAAAUAUUGUCUCUUUGCAUAAUGUAAAAUGUGGUAUGCCGUGGUUUACAGAAUGUAUUAAUAUUCUUAAUGUAUUGCCAACAAUUCCGCAUAGAUUUUAAUAUGAAGUUUGCAAGCAUCCUUUUGAAUGUAGAGACCUUUAACAUGCUGUUUUGUGGCAGAGCCAAAAUGAGUAUGUUAAAUUUCAGGUGUGGGGCAGGAUUGCCCUUCCUAAUGAAUUGGAUUAAAAUUGAUAUCAUUAGUUCAGACCACAAGAUUACAUUACACCUGAGACCAAGAAUUUUAUUUUUUCCAUUUAAUUCACUGUUCUCCAUUUAUCCUCCACUCCACUCCCCAAAAUAUUUGACAUCCAACUCAUCUUACAGCUGUGUUAGCUUUCAUUUCCUUUCCCUUCUGUAUAUUUUCCCUCCUUUGAAAAUACAUAGAAUUGCCACCUUCAAGUGUCUUGAGAGCCGGGCGGUGGUGGCGCACGCCUUUGAUCCCAGCACUCGGGAGGCU
Messenger RNA from Onychomys torridus (southern grasshopper mouse), 1995 nucleotides. It is a transcript of the gene Chic1, whose product is annotated as cysteine rich hydrophobic domain 1. The transcript is spliced from 6 exons. The record is from RefSeq and is a predicted model, not a curated record. Bases 265 to 951 code for a protein of 228 amino acids. Lineage: Eukaryota; Metazoa; Chordata; Mammalia; Rodentia; Cricetidae.